Molecule: messenger RNA, 339 nt
Organism: Macrosiphum euphorbiae (potato aphid)
Lineage: Eukaryota; Metazoa; Arthropoda; Insecta; Hemiptera; Aphididae
Source: the annotation of a GenBank genome assembly
AUGCAAAGCUACUGUUGUGUGUAUUAUAUUAUUAUAAUCAAACGGACACAGAGAAAGGCAGAAAUAAGAAACACCUAUAAAGACAAAGAAAAGAAAUUUCCUCAAUACAACAUAGGGGACCAGGUAUUAAUAAAAGAGCACCGCUUAUCAUCGGUGGAAGACAAAGAAACUCAUAAGUUAUUCCUGAUAUAUCAUGGGCCGUACACCGUACGAGAAGUACACAACAACAACACGGUAACGGUUAACAAUCAAGGAAACUAUCAUAUUAUUAACUUCAAAAAUGUGAAAAAAUACUAUGAAGAUAAGCCAGAGCCAGGCGAAUCUCACAAAAACAAUUAG